Messenger RNA from Trichomycterus rosablanca, 2742 nucleotides. It is a transcript of the gene pomgnt2, whose product is annotated as protein O-linked mannose N-acetylglucosaminyltransferase 2 (beta 1,4-). Lineage: Eukaryota; Metazoa; Chordata; Actinopteri; Siluriformes; Trichomycteridae. Bases 742 to 2502 code for a protein of 586 amino acids. The transcript is spliced from 4 exons. Gene Ontology annotation, biological process: protein O-linked glycosylation via mannose. Gene Ontology annotation, cellular component: endoplasmic reticulum. Gene Ontology annotation, molecular function: protein binding; protein O-acetylglucosaminyltransferase activity. The record is from RefSeq and is a predicted model, not a curated record.
UCCAAUUUCUACCCGUCAAUCAUCCUCUCACUAAUGCUGGUCCCCGCUCCCGAUUGGGGAGGACGAGGCUGCUCCACGCCCCUCUCCGACACGUGCACAGCAAUCGAACAUCUUAUUACCUACACUUGACGAGUGCAGUACGGUACAGCGCUGUGUACGGAGAGCCACACCCUCUACCGACUCCUUUCCCAUCUCCGUGCAGGCGCCACCAACCAGCCAGCAGAGGUCGUAAUCGCACCAGUCUGAGAGAGAGUCCCCAUCCGGCUUUUAGUCCCACCCUUAUCUGAACAACAGGACAAUCGUUGUUCAUGUGGCCGCUCAGCCUUAGCCAGCAGGCAGAGCCGAGAUUCGAUACGAUACGAUGUAUUCGAGAUCCAGCUCUGGUUCCAGCUGAUAAAACAGACAGUGAAUGAAUGAAUGCAAUUUCAAACAAGUCCGAUUUGGCUGUAAAACCACGAACCUGGCAACUCUGAGGAUGAACCAACUUGACUGACCAGCCAAAGCCUCCUUCCUAUCAGGAGCGCUGUGUAGCGAGAUUACGCCGAAAUAUCGCGAGAUUUCGGACGAGCUCGGGUGGAGGCGGAGACUGUUCGGCUGGAUUCGGUUUUGUUCGGGCUCACGUGUGAACCAGUGACUGCAGUCAGUCUGAUACUGGAACACUGGAAACGCACCGACUUCUCACGUUCAGCCCUGCUGUACAUGCAUUCUGGUCAAGCAUGAGUUUGGUGCUGAAGUUCUACAAUGCGAGCAUUAGGUUGUAGGAUGAACCUGGCGGCGGUGCUGAACGGCCUGCUGGUGUCGCUGGUGGCCGCACUGCUGUGGAAGUACGUCCGGCUGAACGAACACACGGCCCAGCUGGAGGAGGAGCUACACCUCACCCGCCAGUCUCAGGAGCUGUCGCAGGUCCGAAUAGACUACCACAUUGCCCUGCAGGCGCUCCAGGAACAGGGGACGAGGAUGGUCUGCACCGGCAAGAUGCACACCGACCGCAUAUGCCGCUUCGACUACCUUUGCUACUGCACAGAGGCGGAUGAGUUCGUGUUCUUCCACAGUAACGCCUCGGUCAUGCUGCCGAAUCUGGGGCCUCGGCGCUUCCAACCAGCCUUACUGGACCUGUCGUCGGUUGAGGAUCACAAUACUCAGUAUUUUAAUUUCCUGGAACUGCCCGCUGCUGCCCUCAAGUACAUGCCAAAGCCUGUGUUUGUGCCGGAUGCCACCCUGAUUCUGAAUCGCUUCAAUCCCGAUAACCUGAUGCACGUUUUCCAUGACGACCUUCUUCCGAUAUUCUAUACCAUGCAGCAGUACUCGGACCUAGACGAUGAAGCCAGGUUGGUCUUCAUGGAAGGACGUGGAGAGGGGAAUCAUUUCAAUCUGUACCGUCUGCUCAGCAGCAAACAACCUCUUCUAAAAGACCACCUGAGGAACUUUGGGAAGCUCAUGUGCUUUACAAAGUCUUACAUCGGAUUGUCAAAGAUGACCACUUGGUAUCAGUAUGGAUUUGUGCAGCCUCAAGGCCCCAAAGCCAAUAUUCUGGUGUCAGGAAACGAGAUCCGCCAGUUUGCCUCCUUUGUGAUGGAAAGGCUCAACGUUACGAAAGCCCAAGAGUCUGAGGACGAUGAUUAUAUAGUCGUGUUCAGCCGUACCUCUAACAGGCUCAUCCUCAACGAGGCUGAGCUGAUUCUUGCCUUGGCGCAGGAGUUCAAGAUGAGGACGAUUACCGUGUCGUUGGAGGACCAGACAUUUGAAAGCAUAGUCCAGGUACUUUCCGGGGCAUCUAUGCUGGUCAGCAUGCACGGAGCCCAGCUGAUCACCUCCAUGUUCUUGCCACGAGGGGCCGCAGUGAUAGAACUCUUCCCCUACGGAGUCAAUCCAGAACAUUACACCCCGUACAAAACCCUGGCCUCCUUGCCAGGAAUGGAUCUUCAGUACACAGCCUGGAGAAACAGCAUCGAGGAGAAUUCUGUGGCCUACCCCGACCGCCCCUGGGACCAAGGAGGCAUCAAACACUUGACAGACGAAGAACAGGAACGCAUCCUAGCCAGCAAGGAGGUUCCGAGGCACCUCUGCUGUCGCAACCCCGAGUGGCUCUUUCGGAUUUAUCAAGACACCAUUGUAGACGUUCCAUCCUUUCUCCAAGCGGUUAAAGACGGUCUCAAAGCUAAGCCUAAUUUAAAAAAGAUCAAGCCGGGUAGUACGGUACACCCCGGGCGAGUCAGAGAAGCCAAGUGUCAGACUUCGGUCCAAGCCGCCAGGGAAGCGAAGCUCUCGGUGUCCUGGCAGAUACCCUGGAACCUCAAGUACCUGAAGGUACGGGAGGUGAAAUAUGAAGUGUGGAUCCAGGAGCAGGGAGAGAACACGUACAUGCCUUAUAUUCUCCCGCAGCAGAACUACACCUUCUCAGAAAACAUCAAGCCCUUCACCACGUAUCUGGUGUGGGUGCGCUGUAUCUUCAACAAGAACCUGUUGGGACCUUUCGCAGACGUUCUCGUUUGUAAAACCUGAAACGGUUGAAAUUUGUGGGGUGAGCCGUGUCAGGGAAGUUCUGAUUAUAAAUACUGUGAAGAUGAACGACUCUCUGAGGAGCAAAGACGACAACCAAACUGCCAAGAGACUCUGAGAACGACUGAAACUUUGUCCUGAAUAAACUGCAACUAAAACGUUUUCCAUUUCUGAUUUAUUUAUAAGAACGUUGUAAGGUAAUUUAUUUUUAUUUAUCAGUUGAUGAGAUUAAAGUGUGUUAGU